Messenger RNA from Scleropages formosus (Asian bonytongue), 1767 nucleotides. RefSeq names its product EARP complex and GARP complex interacting protein 1 (gene eipr1). The coding region runs from base 78 to 1241 and encodes 387 amino acids. The record is from RefSeq and is a predicted model, not a curated record. Gene Ontology annotation, molecular function: protein binding. Gene Ontology annotation, biological process: protein ubiquitination. Lineage: Eukaryota; Metazoa; Chordata; Actinopteri; Osteoglossiformes; Osteoglossidae. The transcript has 9 exons.
GGCUGAUGUGCAGAAGAAGGGGUGACAGACAGACAUCAUAAAACCACACAGAUGCAAUAAAGGCAUAGUUUGUGAAGAUGGAGGACGAUGCGCCUGUCAUAUAUGGUCUUGAGUUUCAGGCCCGAGCGCUAACGGCUCAGACUGCGGAAACGGACGCCAUUCGCUUCCUCGUGGGCACUCAGUCGCUCAAGUUUGAUAAUCAGAUACACAUCAUCGACUUUGAUGAUGAGAAUAACAUCAUUAACAAGAGUGUGCUGCUGCACCAGGUCGGCGAGAUAUGGCACAUGAGCGCCAGUCCUGCAGAUAAAAGCGUGCUGACAACAUGCUACAACACGACCUCCGACAGCCGGGUGGCGACAUCGGCGGCCGUGUGGAGGAUGCCCAAGGAGUUUGAAUCGGGUACCCAUGAGUCCCCGGACGACUCGUCGAACAACCCGCAGGCCCUGGAGCUCCUCUGUCACCUUGACAACGCCGCCCAGGGCAACAUGGCCUGCGUCCUAUGGGAGCCCAUGGGCGACGGCAAGCGGCUCGUCUCCUUGGCCGACAACCACGUGGCGCUGUGGGACCUCGAGGCGAGCUCCACCAAGGCCACGGUGUCUAGCUCUGCCACCCUGGAGGGCAAAGGUCAACUGAAGUUCACCUCCGGGAAGUGGAGUCCUCACCACAACUGCACGCAGCUAGCCACGGCCAAUGACACGGCCAUCCGCGGAUGGGAUCUGCGCAGCAUGAGUCAGAUCUACUGCAUCGAGAACGCCCACGGGCAGCUGGCGCGAGACCUGGACUUCAAUCCCAACAAGCAGUAUUACCUGGCCAGCUGCGGGGACGACUGCAAGGUCAAGUUCUGGGACGUGAGGAGCAUCGGUGAGCCCGUGAAGACCCUGGAGGAGCACUCGCACUGGGUGUGGAGCGUGAGGUACAACCACUCCCACGACCAGCUGGUGCUCACUGGGAGCAGCGACAGCCGGGUCAUCCUCUCUAACAUGGUGUCCAUCUCCUCGGAGCCUUUCGGUCACCUGGCCGACGAGGACGACCUGAGCGACGGCGAAGACAACCAUCAGGAGGAGAAGAGCAAAGAGCCACUCCAGGACAGCAUAAUCGCCACCUACGAGGAGCACGAGGACAGCGUGUACGCCGUGGAGUGGUCCUGUGCCGAUCCCUGGCUGUUCGCAUCGCUCAGCUACGACGGCAGGCUGGUGAUCAACAGGGUGCCCCGGGCGCUCAAGUACCGCAUUCUGUUAUAGACCUCCACCGCCCCACCUGCAUAUAAAACCCCUCUCAAAGUCCUCUCCUGCAGCCGGAGAGGGAAAGAGUACAGCGCAGCAUCCACAACACUACAAACGCACGGUUGCAGUCCCUGAUUUUGUUACCGUUUGUUCUUAGACGGAUGCAGCCCUCGGAUCUGGAGGACAGGUGAAUAAAUGUGGCCCGCUGUCCUUUAAGGAGAUCGAAACGUUGCUCUCCUACUCCUACUUUUGUAGUCACUUCAUCUCCUGGUGCCUGGGGGGCUCCGGUCAUGAAGGGAGCAUAAUUCAGUCCCGCUGCGCCAGAAUCCAUUGCAAACUAACGGUUUGCGUAACGCCUUCGCCUGUAACCGAGUCGCACUGAAAAGAAUCAGGAAAAUUAUGGAGAAAUAAGAUGAUAAUGUAAAUGUCCAAAGGUGUAAAUGUCCAAAUAAAACAAAAACGUUUAAUGUCCACCUACUGUGAAGAAACAAUAUUCUAUAAAUGCACAAUUUAACACAAUUAAUUCUUUGCGCAGACAACCAAC